AUGCGCCUUCUCGACACGGAGACCGGUCGUUUUGUUGAGGUCGCCAAUACCACUGGAGUCCGCUAUGCAAUCCUCUCACAUACCUGGGAUCCGCAGGGAGAGCAGACCUUCGCAGAGGUUAAGGAGAUACAGAAGUCGUAUGGCAUUAGCAGGCCUUAUAUUCCGUCGCCUCAGGAACUCCCUCCCAUCACGCGCAACCGAUCUCAUUCUUUCCGGUCGUAUCGCGACGUCUCCCUGACGUCUUCCAUAUCUCCCAUCUCACCCGUAUCGCCCACCUCUCCCCUUACCGGUUCCGACGACGACAGUACUGUAGACUCCUUCUGGGAUGAUCCACGACUAUCUUCGAAGAUCAAGCAGGCUUGUUCAGUUGCUCGCUCGCACGGCUACACCCUGAUCUGGAUUGACUCAUGCUGCAUCGACAAAACGAGCAGCUCCGAGCUGUCGGAGACCAUCAACUCCAUGUAUCGUUGGUACCGCGAUUCCCACGUCUGUUACGCUUUCCUUUCAGAUGUCGUCCACGGCGGUAACCCCCUGGCGCAGGACUCACACUUCCGGAGGAGCAGGUGGUUCACGCGCGGGUGGACCCUCCAGGAGCUCAUCGCGCCUCGCGUCGUAGUCUUCCUUUCGCAGGAGUGGGUCGCUUUCGGCACGAAGGCUACGCUGGCGACUGUCAUAGAAGAGAUCACCGGUAUCGAUGUCGUGGUGCUGACGCUUCGGCGCUCCCUCGACAAGGUCAGCGUUGCUACGCGCAUGUCCUGGGCAUCCGAGCGGAUCACGACGAGGGACGAGGAUCGUGCCUACUCGCUGCUGGGAAUCUUUGACAUCAAGAUGCCUGCGCUCUAUGGGGAAGGCGCACGCGCAUUUAUCAGACUACAGGAGGAGAUCCUGAAACGCAUUCCAGACCAAAGUAUAUUGGCAUCUGGGAGCGUCUCCCCUUCACUCUUUCCCCUCAAAAGCCAGGUUCCCAAGCUGACCCGCCAAGGACAUACUAGCCCUCAUAGCUCUCGCUUCGUACGCGGUGGUAGCUCCCCUCGUUUCGGUUUCCAGAGCUUCGAGCCCGACGCUUUCUCGCCCAUCACAGCAUCUAGCUUGCUAGCUACCAGUCCUACACAGUUCAAAAGCCACCACCAUGCGUGCAUCCCGCUCUCGUACGGCGACUUCAUACUCCGCCUUGGGCGUCCGGACAUGGACAUACCCAUCCCUGAGUACACGCACUCAUCCUACGGAAUACGUACCCAGCUUCCUCUUCUCCGCAUCGCAGACUGCUUCGACACCACCCUGAUGGAAUCUUACGACUCUUCGCAGACCGAGUGGUACCUCGCCAUCCUCGCCUGCAGAUUAUCAAGCCCAGACGGAUACGUGCUGGCCCGCAUAUGUUCGGUGCACCGGUCCGUGUCUGGCCUCAAGUUCCUGCAGUAUGGCUGUGUACAUGCAUCAAACCUGUGUUCCGACGACACUCUAGUCAACGGCACCCCGCGAUGGCACCUGUUCUCGUUCUCACAAAGUGACAUGGAGGCAUGCCGGCGCCACCUACGCAUCGAGACUGUCUAUCUCCCAUACGACGUUCCGGAGGAAUCCUUCCUGCCGGUGUCCCUGCUCGCAAAGGACAGCUAUCUUUUCUUCGGAGACACGCAGCACGUCACCAUCUCGCUCUCGAGCUUAGCGCACGCGGUCCUGCUAGGCCAAGGCUAUCGCGUCGACUAUCGUGAUCCUAGCCAGUACAAACCCUGCACUUACUAUCUCUGUCUCGCGAAGCACCGAUCUUAUAUCCAUAUCGAACUCGAGUUUGUGCAGGACGAGGGAUUUUUCGGCAGCUUCCGUGUCACUGCAUGGGUGGUUGAUUCACCUGACGACCCGGAGGCAACGGCGGUUGGCAGUUCCCCAUGGACAACGCGUCGGACUGUCGCGUGGGCCGACGGUGCUGGCAUCCCGGACAUUGAGCUGAAGACCGCGAAAGGGAACGACAUCGUCGUCUCUGUCACGUUAGACGAGUCAUUAGAGCCAGGAUAUGGCUCCUAUCAGCUCGGAGUGGAGGUGUCGGACUUGAGCUUGGACGAUGACCCACCGUCAUCCACCACAGAGGCAACUGCGCUCCUCGCAACUGAAGGAGCAGGUAGACGGGAGCCCGCUGGCAGCAAUGACGCUGACCGCCACGCCGCGAUCGGGGUUGUGAUGCACAAGACCUUGGUGUGCGUUGUCGUCGGCCCCCAGGGCCAGGACAACUGGGGCUUCGGCAGCCCGAGCGCGUCGCCUCGCACGUUUGCGUCGCCGUUGGUUCCAAAUGGACCGACGCUCUUCGUCCUCUUCCCACUCGAGCAGUACCACAGGUGUGGCUUCCUCCACUUCGACAACCCCGGUGAUCUCAAUGCGUAAGAAGUAGUGCGACGGCGCUGCGAAGUCCAAGCCGAGUUUAAGGGCGAUCUUCUUUCCUGCGAGGGUGAAGGCAACUUCCUCUGUGCCUCGACCGCACGAGGAUCUUCGCCGGAAGGGACAUCGGCAAGGUGAGCGUAGCACACCUUUGCACCGCCGUACCACUGAUAUAUCGAGUUGAUCAAUUCGGACAAUUCGGAGCUGCUCGCCUUGUCUAUGCAGCACGAAUCGAUCCACAGGUAACGGUAGCCAGCCUCGAGUGCCACUCUGCAGGCCUCUCGGAUCUUCCGCG
Messenger RNA from Dichomitus squalens LYAD-421 SS1, 2662 nucleotides. RefSeq lists its product as uncharacterized. The record is from RefSeq and is a predicted model, not a curated record. The transcript is spliced from 2 exons. The coding region runs from base 1 to 2373 and encodes 790 amino acids. NCBI's taxonomy places the organism in Eukaryota, Fungi, Basidiomycota, Agaricomycetes, Polyporales, Polyporaceae.